Messenger RNA from Lasiodiplodia theobromae, 2772 nucleotides. Its product is annotated as Mg2+ transporter protein CorA-like/Zinc transport protein ZntB. The coding region runs from base 1 to 2772 and encodes 923 amino acids. The transcript is spliced from 4 exons. Lineage: Eukaryota; Fungi; Ascomycota; Dothideomycetes; Botryosphaeriales; Botryosphaeriaceae. The record is from RefSeq and is a predicted model, not a curated record.
AUGUCAGGCUUGACAACCUCAGUUUCCUCCUUUCAGCGCUCUAAUGAAGCAUUGGGCGACUCAAACGAGCCUCCAGGACAGUCCACCAACCCGCAUGGAGCGAUUCCAGAGCAACUGGGCUCCACGGUGGGGACAGCAGCCAGAAGCUUAGAGAGUCCUGGUUACGAUAUCGAUGACUAUUUGCAUGAGAUCAAGGCCGAGGAGUGCAGCUCGCCUCCAAACAGCGUUGCUGCAACAUACGUCUCUUUUGGGAACGAUGGAACAACAGCUACUGUCACUGCUAUGGGGCAGCUCAUGCAGAUGACCAGUUUUCUGGGGAAAGGUCGAUCUGGAUUCUUCUGUGUGGAUGGGCCACAUACGCCAGAACCAAGCUACGUGAUGAAGAGGGCGCAAAAGCUCAUGGAGCUGAGCAACCAAAAAGGUCCGAUCGGUCUCGAACUUGACCCAGGAGAGUACGCAUCUGAGAACAUGCGCAGCCUGUGUGCGAAGAAGCCUGAUCUGGAAUUCAUUCGCGAUCGCUGGCCACUGUUCACCUCCCAGAACGAGCGUUUGCGAAGUACGAGGCAGUACUUUGUCCACGAUAGCACUGUUUGGGACGUUUGGACUUUUGCAACAAAGUAUGAGUGCCAGCCGGUCCCGGAGAUCAAGAGCAUGCGUUUCAAUGCGAAGCUGCUGAUCAGAGAACUGGACUUUGUUGAUUCCGGCCACAGCUUCAAUGCAGAAACAGCCUACAAAGCUUGCGGACCCCAUGGAAAAGCUUGCAACAGUAUCGUCUUGAGACAUGACGGCAUGAACUUCAAAAAUAUCAAUAGCGUCAUCAGUUUGGUGGUUUCAUUCUUUGUCGAUGGUGAGCCUCAAGAGAUUAAAAAAGAAGGCAACGCAAUCUUCAGCAUCAGGGGUCAGGAGGGAUCUCCCGGUAGCCGGACAUUGACAUUCGCCACCGCCUACAAACUUCACUCAUCUUCGAGCUUUAACAUCCGAGAUACUCCGACCCCUUUUCAUUGCAGAUUUCAGGAUACCUUGAAGGACCCUUAUGCUGUACUUUCAUUCUCUUCGGAUCCGCACUUGGACUUCGUUAUUCGGAGAACCCUGGAGCACAUCCUCUCUGUUUGCAGCAUCCCUGUGCUCUCACACAACGGUGGGACUGGGAAGAUGGUUGCGUUGACCUGCGGGGACAAGUCAGGCCACCGGCUUGUGAACAAAGCUAGUUUCUUUGCAUUCCAAUUCCUUCUACUGGUGUACCGGUUCCUUGGAGAGACCAACAAUGAAGGACAUGCGGAGUUCCGGGACUACCUAAAAGGCAGGAUCGAGAGGACGUGUCGAGCGCAUCUAGAGUGGCUAUUCUCUAAUUUGGCCGAGAAAGCGGACCACCGCUUUAUAACAAAUUACUGGGCUACCGGAAAGGGAAUCAAACGCCGCGGAACACAGCAGAAUCAGAAUGCCCAGCGCAAUGAGAGUACCGACUCAUACAGGACUCUCGGUGACGAGUCAUUGGCCAAUACUCCUCUCCAGAUCAUCAAGUUGGCGGACUUCAUCGACACCAUCAAAAGCGAUGACCAAUGGCUCCGAGAGAGUUUCGGAGCUUUGAAAGCUGUUGUGCACUCCUGGAUCGAGUCGUUGAAGAAAGGAGACAAACGCGGGUUCACUGCGUUCCCACGACCAGAGGCCAAUGAAUACCGCCUUCGAGACCACGUGUGGAUAUGGAGAGCGUUGAAAGCUCUUGAGAAACUCGGAUAUGGCUAUCUUCUAAGAAUCCACGAAGUGGAUUUUCAGCCGCACCGGGAAGGGACCAAGGCGCAAACAAUGCAGCCUGACUCGCAAGAUAGGUCUUGUCCAACCAGGGAUUAUUCCCCCGCAGCGGUCCAGAAUAAAGUUCUGCAACGGUUCACCACCGAAAAUCCUUCGUCGAAGCAACGCAUGAUAGCUGUGGCACGCACAUCUGCAUCGACAAGAUUCAUGAUCCAUUCGCGAGAUUCUGCGUUGUUUUUGAACGAUGGCUUUUUCUCUAAAGCACGUUCACUUUGGAACAUGACAUUGAGCGCGCAGCAGUUUCACCAAGAAAACGAGGAUUCCUUCUGGAGCAACCCUUUGCAAUAUGCAAUCGGACUUCUAGUGGCAGAAAAAGGCUUUCAAAUCAACUCCAAAUCUCCAAACGAAAUGUUCGACGAGUCGUCGCGAGUACUGCGAGACUGUAUAUCGAAGAAUGGCCUGUUUACUGGGAAGAUAAACGAUGUCACAAAAGAGCCAGAGCUGUUUCUGGAUGAAACCUGGAGAGACUUUUACUGGCACGUCGGCUUUGAAGUUCCUUUCAUUCUUUUGAAUCUUCACCGGUCGAGCAACUUCUCCUUUGAGCCUAGAACGUGGGACCAAAUGAAGCAGCCAACGAACGCCGACAAGCCCCUAAUUCAGCUGGGGUAUGACGGAGCCACUGGCCAAUAUCGUGAUUCUAUUCUGGACAAGGGAAAACCCGACAUGAAAAGGUUCUUGCCAUUCAACACUCUCAUCGAUCAGAGCAGCAUCACGGAGAUCGCUGAUGAGUGGCUCUAUCCCUACCCUGACUUCCUCGAUUUCAACCCGAAAAUUAAACACAGGUUUGCGGAGCCGGAGACCUUGGGCAAGUGCGGGCUUGAAACGGGAGAGUUCAUCACGAAAGCGAUAGAAUCGUUCAAAAGAAGAAGGCAGUUGAGGGACUCCAAAGAUUUGAGAGGAAUCAUUGUCGACAUUCCGAAGGCUGUACGCUCUUGGAUCUAUGUCUACUCAAAGAGCACCUAG